Messenger RNA from Botrytis cinerea B05.10, 1926 nucleotides. It is a transcript of the gene Bcdbp5, whose product is annotated as Bcdbp5. Bases 104 to 1516 code for a protein of 470 amino acids. The transcript has 4 exons. Gene Ontology annotation, cellular component: cytoplasmic stress granule; nucleus. The record is from RefSeq and is a predicted model, not a curated record. Gene Ontology annotation, biological process: poly(A)+ mRNA export from nucleus. Gene Ontology annotation, molecular function: RNA binding; RNA helicase activity; ATP binding. Lineage: Eukaryota; Fungi; Ascomycota; Leotiomycetes; Helotiales; Sclerotiniaceae.
GAAAUCAAAACAGUUUACCCCUCCCCCGCACUCAAAUCAUUGAUAAAGAAGAAAUAUCAUAUUCCAAGCAUUUCAAUCUAUUACAUCCACACAAUAUUCUAAAAUGGCUGAAUCCAAGAGCACAUCUUGGGCAGAUGAGGUUGCAUCACCCACUAUAGAAAAAAAUGAGGGAAACCCUUUGGAGGAGGCGCAACUCGAUGGUGCUACUGAGCCUUUGGGAGGUGGUACUCUCCAGGACGGUCAAUAUGAGGUUGAGGUUAAACUCAGCGAUAUUCAAGGUGAUGAAACUAGUCCCUUGUAUUCUGUAGAGACAUUUGAGCAGUUGGGAAUUGAUGCCUCGAUUCUCAAGGGUCUUUAUGCGAUGAAUUUCAAAAAGCCUUCCAAGAUCCAAGAAAAAGCCCUUCCACUCUUACUUCGCAACCCGCCAACAAAUAUGAUUGCGCAAUCACAAUCAGGCACAGGAAAGACUGCCGCGUUCGUUAUCACUAUUUUAUCACGUCUCGAUUUUUCAAAGCCAACUACUCCCCAAGCAUUAUGUUUAGCACCAAGUCGCGAACUUGCCCGCCAAAUCGAGGGUGUCAUUAGAAGCAUUGGGCAAUUUGUCGAUGGCUUGACUGUACAGGCAGCCAUUCCAGGUGCGGUGGAGCGAAAUGCUAAAGUAAAUGCAAUGGUUGUUGUAGGCACACCUGGUACGGUAAUGGACUUGAUCAAGAGAAGAUCGAUCGACGCAUCGCAGAUGAAGAUUCUAUGUCUGGACGAGGCAGACAACAUGUUGGAUCAGCAGGGUCUCGGAGACCAGUGCAUGCGAGUUAAGUCGAUGAUUCGGGUCGAGCAGAUCCUACUCUUUUCCGCGACUUUUCCCGAUGAGGUCUACGGCUUUGCUCAGGAUUUUUCGCCUCGUGCAAAUGAGAUUAAGUUGAAGCGCGAUGAACUUACUGUGUCCGGAAUUAAGCAGAUGUUCAUGGAUUGUCCCAACGAGGUCGGGAAAUAUGAGAUUUUGGUCAAGCUUUAUGGUUUGAUGACAAUUGGUUCCUCGAUCAUUUUUGUCAAGCGAAGAGAUACAGCCAGUAAUAUUGCUGAACGAUUGACAAAGGAAGGGCACAAAGUUGCUGCGGUUCAUGGUGCUUUUGAAGGUUCGGAACGUGAUCAAGUACUUGAAGAUUUCCGUCAAGGAAAGGCCAAGGUUCUCAUCACUACGAAUGUUCUUGCCCGAGGUAUCGAUGUUCAAUCUGUCUCUAUGGUCAUCAACUACGACGUCCCUAUGAAGGGCCGAUCAGAUUCAGAGCCAGACCCAGAAACCUACCUUCACCGUAUUGGUCGAACCGGAAGAUUCGGACGUGUCGGUGUCAGUAUCAGCUUUGUCUUCGACAGAAAGAGUUAUGAUGCACUCAACCAAAUCGCAAAUCAUUAUAACAUCGAUCUUAUUAAGCUCAACCAAGAUGAUUGGGAUGAGACGGAGGAGAUUGUGAAGAAGGUCAUUAAGUCAAGCCGUGCUGGAACCAACUUACAGUCUUAAUUCUUUCAAGUCCAGUUUUCAUAUGAAUCCUUCAAUUACCCAUAUCUUUUUCUGAAAUUUACUUGCACAAUAUUGAGAGAAAAGCAGGCGUUUGCAUACAUGCAUAAGCUCAUGUUAAAUGGGAGGCUCAAUUUCUCAAGGAUAUUUCUUGACAAUAGAUUCGCUACAGUGGGCUUAUUCUGGGUUGCAUACACAGCCGCCAAACAUGCUUUCAAAAUCUAAUCGUGGAUGAAUCACGAGGAAAUGACCAUAAUGAAUGAUUUCAUAAACAGAAAUACCUGCAACGAAUGAAUUCAGAACGCAGUAAAGAUAAACUGCAAUAAACUUAGAGAUAAUCUAAAUCUGACACGUAUAAUAAAUGCAAUGAAUCGUCGAACAAUCAAUAUUACUGGCGCCGUAUUUCCGUCUCA